Epinephelus moara (kelp grouper) is the source of this 2940-nucleotide messenger RNA. It is a transcript of the gene gprin3b, whose product is annotated as GPRIN family member 3b. The transcript is spliced from 2 exons. Gene Ontology annotation, cellular component: plasma membrane. The coding region runs from base 172 to 2382 and encodes 736 amino acids. The record is from RefSeq and is a predicted model, not a curated record. Lineage: Eukaryota; Metazoa; Chordata; Actinopteri; Perciformes; Serranidae. Gene Ontology annotation, biological process: neuron projection development.
UUCAUUCCCAGGGUUUAGCCUCAUCUCACUGACACGGACGCGCAAACGGCACCCCAAAGGAACGGGACAUAAAGCGUCUCUCAAGGGAAUCACACAAAGUGACAGACAUUGCGCGUCUGUUUUCAGCUUUGGAUUACGACAAUAUUGAAGGACUGAAACAGUGAAUCCGGGAUGGGAACUAACCCAAAAAGGACAGUGACAGUCCAGAUGGUGCCUCAGCUGGCUGUGGUCGACACGCUGGGCAAUAAGGAGACUAAUGCCAACUGGGCUAAAGAGCCCAACCUCAAACUCUCUCAGGUUUGUCCAAAACCCACCCUCACAUCUCCUGAUCACAAACAGGAUAACUCAUCUCUGACUGCUUCCCCCGCUAACACCAUCCCACAUACCCAAAAAACAGCUUCCAAGGGAGGUGAGCCAGUUAGUGGCACUGUGUCGGACAAACCAGUACCAGCUAAUGGAAACCAGGCAAAGUCGGAGCUUGUGACAGGUGGAGACCAACAGAUGCAAGACCUGUCUCUAAAAGACCAAAGUGUGGGUGAGGCAGGAGGUGACCAGAGGGAUUCUAAUGCUAAUAUGAAAAUGUUAAGCCAGGCCGAUGAAAAGGAUAUCUGUAAGGCCAGUGUGUCGCCUGCUCUUUCAGCGCCAAAGGUCGACACGCAGACCAAUGACUGCAGAAUAAAAGGGCCAAGUGCAGCAGAGGAGGAGUGUGCGAAGCUGACAUCCUCGGCCAAAGCCACAGCCAGAGAGGACUAUAACAAACAUGUUUCUCCAAAUAAUAAAAAUCUUAACAAUGCCUGUGAUUUAAGGCAUACAGCAUCUGAACCACAACACGAUAAUACAGGGAGUAUUUCAGCUCCCAAAAACAUGGACACAGCUGUAUCACAGAAAUCUCCAGAGCCCGAUCAUAUACAUAGCUGCUCACAAAGCUCUGUCAGUCUGCAAGAGACUCCCAAACCUAAACAAAGCAUGGAAACUGCUGCAGUGCCACUUUGCUCCACUUCACCUCCCUCUAAGAGCAAAGAUGCAGAGUUUACAAAUAAGAAUUCAAGUUCAACACAUCCAGAGAAGGAUUUGCCGCCAGUAAAGAAACCACAAGUCUCCUCGGAUAAACAUCAGCCAGCAUCACCACAGAAGGACUCCUCCACUCUGCCCCAGGCUACACAAAACAUGCCGGCAGAUGGGCAGGUGUCUGAGGAAGCCAGCCAGACUGACACAGCUGUCUUUGAAGGGCAGCAGCAGCAGCAGCACAGCAAGCUGUACAGGGAGGCUUCGACGAUGACCUUAUCCCCGUCGCCCACCCCAGUCAAGCAGUGUCACGAUAUGGAGGUUCAGGCGGUGGCGAACACGUGCAGUAAGGCCGUGGCCACAAGCCCGAGCCUGCUGCCUUUCAAUGUGACUCGUAGGCCGAGUGGCGGUGCAGUCCCCGUGGAGGUGGCACAGAGCCUGGCUGUAGUCUACCAGGUCGACGGCAGCGUGGGGCUACAUCAGAUGAACAUGAGUUCUCUAUCUGCUGAUCUGAGGUCAGAGAGACUCACUGUUGAGGCGGAGAUGUGCCCCAGCCAAAAUGCCGGCGUGGUUUUCCACUCGGAAACUUUGUCCCAGGAGAAAGACAAAAGGCUCGGAGCGAAGCCUAAAGACCCCGGGCCGGCUCUCUGCAACACCCAGCCAGUUUAUCAAAUCAAUAUUGAACACAGCAACCACAAGGAGCAAGGAGAGAUGGGAAAGUCCCAAAAUAUAACAGCAGUUCAGAAAUCUGCUGCGAAAACAGCCACUCCUGAAGCUCCCUCUCUCAAAUCAGGAGCACCCCCAGAGACAGCUGGGGCUACCAAGUCUGGAACUGCUGACGGUAACAAAGCUGCACCUGCUCAGGCUGCUGUUACAACCAAGCCGAGCCAGGCCCCGCCAACAACAACAGCAGCAGCAGCAAACACCACAUCAAAGUCAGAUCAAACUAAAAAAAAAGCCGAAAUUCCCAAACAAACGGCUAAAGCUGGAGGUAAAGCCUCGAAGAAGGACACAAAGUCGGGCAAACAGAAGGUGGAACCGGAGAGAAAGGAAGACGAGGAUGAGGAUCAGAAAGGAAAGAGCAUCCACGAUGUCGUCUGGGAUGAACAGGGGAUGACUUGGGAGGUCUACGGGGCUUCUGUGGACCCAGAAUCCCUGGGUUUUGCCAUUCAGAGCCACUUGCAGUGCAAAAUCAAGGAGCAAGAGAGGAAACUGAUUGCCCAGACCUCCUUCCGAAAGUCAGUCUCUGGUGUCGAUUCGCCGAGACACGGCAGGAAGAACAAAAGGAGGCAGCAGAACAUUUUCAGGUCAAUGCUGCAAAAUGUCAGACGGCCCAACUGCUGCGUGCGUCCUCCUCCCUCCUCCGUCCUCGAGUAGCACAGCACAGAGGUAGCCAAUGUCAAACUCCUCCCUUUUCCUAGAGGUCAAAAUGUUUGUCCUCCCCUCGUCAUUGCAAUGCCAAGUGAAAGCGUAACGGGACGACGAUCCCUGUAAGUAAGUAUACUGGAAUGUUGUAGCAUAAAGAGUCAAACUAUGUGUGAUGUUUGUGAUCAAAGAAGGUAGGAAAUAGAGAUAUAAAAAUGAACAACCCAAGACUUAUUUUCUAGAAAUAGAUAUUAUAAAAAGAGAGAAGACUUCUAACAGUUUUUAAAUAACAGAGGCAAUAAUAGUGAAAUGCAUGUACAUUAGUUACAACGGCAGUGGUGUGACCUGAGAUGAAGUCACCGGUCAUGGGGUUGACAUAUUACUUACUGUCAGAAUAUUUGUGCAAAUAUAUUAAACCAACAUCUCAUUGCAUUUUGGUGCAUUUGGUAUAUGUUUUUGAGGUGUUUUUUGGGGGUCCUAUAUUUAUAAGAUUGCUGUAUUUUCUUUUCAUGCACAUUUCUUUUUAGUGAGUGAUUACGUUGUGCAAAAAAAGGGACUGUAUGCAUACAU